This is a messenger RNA of Bicyclus anynana (squinting bush brown), 825 nucleotides long. It is a transcript of the gene CPR57, whose product is annotated as larval cuticle protein A3A-like. The record is from RefSeq and is a predicted model, not a curated record. Bases 78 to 653 code for a protein of 191 amino acids. The transcript has 3 exons. NCBI's taxonomy places the organism in Eukaryota, Metazoa, Arthropoda, Insecta, Lepidoptera, Nymphalidae. Gene Ontology annotation, cellular component: extracellular matrix.
GUCGUUACACUUAAUUAUCAAAUAUCAAAGCAACUUAUUUCACUGCGUGCGUAGUUGAAGAAAUUUAAAACGUGAAAAUGUUUUCAUUUGUUGCGAUUGCAUGUCUCUUCGGAGCCGCAGCCGCCGCUCCGUCCGGCUACGGAGGACUUGGUGUAGUCGCAGUGGACAGUUAUGCUGUCCCACGUUAUGAAUUCAACUACGCCGUAAAUGACCCAUCCACGGGAGACAACAAGGCCCAAUCCGAAGUGAGAGACGGCGAUGCCGUCAAGGGCUCUUACUCCCUCACCGAACCCGACGGCACCUUGCGAGUGGUCGAGUACACCGCCGACGCGGCCCGCGGGUUCAAUGCCAUCGUCAAGCGGAUCGGAGGCGCCGCCCAUCCGCAGACGCUGCAGCUAGCACCAGUGGUCGCCAAACAAAUCGUCACUGCACCAGUCGUUGAAGAAAUUGCAGCACCAAUCAUCGCUCCGGUCGCCAAAAUCGCAGAGCCUGUCUACUCCGCAGGUCUCAUCAACGGAGGUUGGGGCAACGCUUGGGGCAACAGCUGGGGCAACAACUUGGGCAAAGGCUGGGGACUGGGAUCAUGGGACCUCGGCAAUCUAGGAGAUCUAGGUCUCGGUCUCAGUCUCGGCCACGGAGGAUGGAAACACUAAAUUCUGAGUCUAUGUAAAUAGUAUUAUAGUACUUCACGUCUGAACAUGUUGCCUUUUUUCCUUUCAACUUGUUCGGUCACGAGAAUUCUUAUAGUGCCUAUGUAAGACUUAAGAAUUGUUAGUUUAUUAGGUAAUAAAACCUAGCAAAUUAAAUUGAAAUAAGUGCUCCAAA